This is a messenger RNA of Meleagris gallopavo (turkey), 645 nucleotides long. The record is from RefSeq and is a predicted model, not a curated record. NCBI's taxonomy places the organism in Eukaryota, Metazoa, Chordata, Aves, Galliformes, Phasianidae.
UGCACCCCUUCCCAGAUGUCAUUUAAGGCCUGGCGGUGGAAGCAAGGGCAUCUCUUGCUACAGAUCUAUGCUUACCUGAGGCCUUCCAAAGGCCUCGAAGGACACAGGACGCCUGACAGAAUGGAUGAGCAGUCACAAGGCAUGCAGGGGCCCACAGCUCCGCCAUUUCAGCCACAGAAAGCCUUGCGACCUGAUAUGGGCUAUAAUACACUUGCCAAUUUCCGAAUAGAGAAAAAGAUUGGCCGUGGCCAGUUUAGUGAAGUUUACAGAGCAACCUGCCUGUUGGAUGGGGUACCAGUAGCACUAAAGAAGGUUCAGAUAUUUGAUUUAAUGGAUGCCAAAGCCCGUGCUGACUGCAUCAAAGAAAUAGAUCUUCUAAAGCAACUGAAUCAUCCAAAUGUAAUUAAGUACUAUGCAUCAUUCAUUGAAGACAACGAACUGAACAUAGUGUUGGAAUUAGCUGAUGCUGGGGAUCUCUCAAGAAUGAUAAAGGUUUCUGUAGUUGGAGACAGUGUGCUCUUUGUCCUUGACCAAAGAAAUGGCUGGGUCACAGCAGCCAAGGUGGUGACGUUCCUCCAUGGAGAGCUGCACAGACCUCUUGCAUCUCCUAGUGCUGACAGCAUUGCGUACCAACUGAGUGAAUGA